AUGGCCACUUUCCUGCGUCGGCCAGGCAAUCUUGCCCGAUACUCGAGGAGAGCUACAGAAUGUGCGGGGUAUGCAGCGCGAGGUGCGAGACCUCGUUCGUUGCAACAAUCCCAGCUUUCCGCGUUCAUAUCAGCCCACCCGUCUCCGAACGUAUGCCACCGGGAACCCAAGGCGAUCCCGAGCCUCCACGAGAUCAAAAAGACCCAAAAAAGAGUGACUCGGAUGAGUCGGCACGGUCAUCGCGGCCGGGAUGGGAAUGGGAACAAUCCCGCAGCGCAAUUUCGGAAAAAGGCCCUGAAGACGGAAAGGAGCAAAAGCAGCCGGGAAUACAAAGGCGAGCAAGGAGGAGGUGAAGCAGAUCGACGACCUUGUCAACUCAUUAAAGAAGAAUUUCCCGGGCAUCCCAGCCGAAAACUGAUCGAGGAGGCUGGGCCAGCUAUCGAAAGCCAUUCGAAUUCAAGUAUCGAUGCUGGGAGUUCUUUGAUCGGAGCCUUCAUUUCAUACUACGUUUAUCGACGUCUGUUUACCGGCGAAUCCUCCAGGGAUAUUACGUGGCAAGAAUUCAGAAACACAUUCUUUGACAAGGGACUUGUCGAUAAACUCACAGUUGCUAACCGCAGCACAGUACGCGUCGAUCUCCCCCGUGAGGCUGUCGCAAGCAUGUACCCUGAAUCACCCGCCAGCAGACCAAAUUUCCAUUACUACUUCACAAUAGGAUCCGUCGAAGCUUUUGAAAGAAGGCUAGACGAAGCACAAAGGGAACUUGGCAUACCUAGCUCUGAGCGUAUCCCUGUUGCCUAUGCCGAUGAAGUCCCAUGGCUUGCCACUUUACUAUCCUUCGGUCCCACGCUAUUACUCAUUGGUUCUUUCUUCUGGUUAUCAAGACGUGCUGGUGGCGGCGGAGGCGGGCAAAGCGGUAUCUUCGGUAUUGGGAAAAGUCGGGCGAGACGCUUCAACCAUGAAACAGAUAUCAAGAUCAAAUUCUCCGACGUUGCUGGAAUGGACGAAGCCAAAGUUGAAAUCAUGGAGUUUGUUAGCUUCCUGAAGAAACCAGAACAGUUUCAACGGCUGGGCGCGAAGAUUCCUCGUGGUGCCAUUUUGUCAGGGCCUCCUGGUACCGGUAAGACGCUGUUGGCGAAAGCAACUGCUGGUGAAUCUGGUGUUCCUUUCUACAGUGUCAGCGGUUCGGAAUUCGUGGAAAUGUUUGUGGGUGUUGGUCCAUCCCGUGUUCGUGACCUUUUCGCAACUGCACGAAAGAAUACUCCUUGCAUUAUCUUUAUUGACGAAAUCGACGCUAUUGGUAAAUCGAGAGCUAAGCAGAAUUUUGGUGGCGGGAACGAUGAGCGGGAAAGCACCCUCAAUCAAAUUCUCACUGAGAUGGAUGGAUUUAAUACCUCUGAACAAGUUGUCGUCCUUGCUGGUACAAAUAGGCCGGAUGUUCUUGACAAGGCGCUGAUGCGUCCCGGUCGAUUCGAUAGACAUAUUGCCAUCGAUAGACCAACGAUGGACGGUCGGAAGCAGAUUUCGACUGGCGGCGUUGACACUGGUUUCUCUGGAGCUGACAUUGCAAACUGUGUGAACGAGGCUGCUUUGGUCGCUGCUCGUGGCCACGCAGCUAGCGUCACGAUGAAACAUUUUGAGCAAGCGAUUGAAAGAGUUGUCGGUGGCCUCGAGAAGAAAUCCCUUGUACUCUCCCCUGAUGAGAAGCGGACUGUUGCGUAUCAUGAAGCCGGCCAUGCUAUUUGUGGCUGGUACUUCCAAUACGCCGAUCCAUUACUCAAGGUGUCCAUCAUUCCCCGUGGUCAAGGUGCUCUCGGCUACGCUCAAUACCUACCCGCUCAGGGUGACACGUACUUGAUGAACGUUCGCCAACUUAUGGACCGCAUGGCCAUGACGCUUGGUGGCCGUGUCAGUGAGGAGCUUCAUUUUGACACCGUUACCAGCGGUGCUAGCGAUGACUUCAACAAGGUGACACGGCUCGCUACUGCCAUGGUUACUAAAUUCGGUAUGUCGUCCAAGAUCGGAUACCUGUACUUUGAGGAAGACCAGCAGCAACUGCACAAGCCCUUCUCCGAAGAAACAGCCAAGAAUAUCGAUCUCGAAGUGCGACGCCUGGUCGAUGAAGCUUACAAGCAAUGUCGUGAUCUACUGGAGGCCAAGAAGCCUGAAAUCCGUCUCGUGGCCGAAGAACUUUUAUCGAAAGAAGUCCUCAGUCGCGAUGAUCUCAUCCGCCUCCUUGGCAAGAGGCAGUGGCCAGAAUCAGGAGAGUUUGCGAAAUACUUUGACGGAACCGGAGGUGGUGGAACGAUUGCUCCACCACCACCGCCCACGGAGGGCACGAAUAUGACCGAGAGAGAUCAAGAAAAUGACUCUCCGGCGCCUAACGCCUCAUCAUGA
Messenger RNA from Uncinocarpus reesii 1704, 2397 nucleotides. RefSeq lists its product as uncharacterized. The record is from RefSeq and is a predicted model, not a curated record. Gene Ontology annotation, cellular component: m-AAA complex; membrane. NCBI's taxonomy places the organism in Eukaryota, Fungi, Ascomycota, Eurotiomycetes, Onygenales, Onygenaceae. Gene Ontology annotation, biological process: mitochondrial protein processing; protein-containing complex assembly. Gene Ontology annotation, molecular function: zinc ion binding; ATP-dependent peptidase activity; ATP hydrolysis activity. Bases 1 to 2397 code for a protein of 798 amino acids. The transcript is spliced from 4 exons.